Messenger RNA from Tuber melanosporum (Perigord truffle), 1808 nucleotides. RefSeq lists its product as uncharacterized. Gene Ontology annotation, molecular function: protein phosphatase inhibitor activity. Bases 345 to 1265 code for a protein of 306 amino acids. The transcript has 3 exons. NCBI's taxonomy places the organism in Eukaryota, Fungi, Ascomycota, Pezizomycetes, Pezizales, Tuberaceae. The record is from RefSeq and is a predicted model, not a curated record. Gene Ontology annotation, biological process: regulation of signal transduction.
AAUCUUGGUUCGGAACUUUCACUUUUCUCCUCCUCCUAAACCUACUCCUCCUUUCUCGCCUACAUACCCCAACUCCUCCCGAAACCUCUUCACCUAAGUACUAUAGCCUCUCCCCCGCUACAUUUACCUUUCUCUUCACCUCCGUCACAACCAUCGUACCACCACCGCUAUCCUCACCGCUGCUUGCCCAAACAACCCCGCCUAUUGACACCAAACCCACACCCCGACAGCCCCUUACCCCGCCAAAUAAAAGUUUCUACACGGACUCGAGGAGUUACUAGCUCUGGCUACUUAAUCCCCUCGCAUUUCCCCCCGGAAUCUUCAAGUAACCGCCAAUCAUGAACAUGUCGCAGUCCCAUUCUCCCCCAACCCUGGAGGGCCCAGGAAACAAGCGACCAAGAGGUAUUCUUAAGAAUUCCGCUUCUUACCAUCGUUCCCCCACCGACAAAGAGGCCACGGCAGCCAUUCCACUCUCGCCUUCAUCCGAGAACAUCCCCGCCUCCGUCCCCAUGGAGGCCUCACUUUCCGAGAAGGACAUUACCCUGCAGAAUACCCUCCAGAAUGCCGGUCGUCGUCGCUCAUCCUCUAACCAGGCCGGACGCCCAGCUUCCCGUCGUCAAUCCUCGGUUCACGAGCUUGACGAGCAAGCUUCACCACGUCUCAAGUGGGACGAGGCCAACUUGUACUUGACCGAGCAGCAGAAAUCCAGCACUAUGAAAAUCACCGAACCAAAGACCCCUUAUGCUAAGCGCUACAACCCUUUGGAGGACGAAGCUGAGUUGAGGAUUCUUGAUGCUGAGGAUUUAGUGGUCGACGAACUUGACGCUAUGCAGGCCGAGGCGGGAGAGGGGCCUAGCUCCAUGCCUAAACGGAAAAAGAAGGAAUACGCUAUGCCCGACGAGGAUAUUCCCGGAUUGGAACUCGGCGAGCCUGAGGAGGCCGUUCCCGAGAACUCACUGAAGGCCAGGGAGAGCCAUUCGCCAAAGCAGGUGGUUGUCAAAGACGACUACAUUGGUGACCAUCAUCACCGCCAUGGCGACGAUGACGAGGGGUUGGAUACUCCUGAGGAAGAGGAGAAGCAUAGGAAGUUCCAGGAAAUGAGGCGCAGGCACUAUGAGAUGAAGGAGGUCGCCAAUCUUCUCGGACAUCCGGAAGAACUCGAUGAGGAAGACGAUGAUGGGGACGUUCAGCUCGGAGAUGCUCCAAAUGGCGUCCCCCAUGCCCCCAUGGUCCCCGUCGGUCUCGCGAACGGUACCAGCGUCUAGCCAAUUCCACCCUCACCAAAUUUGUAGAAAUUACUUCGAAGUCAUCGUUAGGAUCGGAUUGUGGUGUUUCGAUUAAACCAAGUCAUUCACACUGAGAAACAGGAUCACUGUCCGGCAUGGGGAAAUGAGCUUCUAAUUUCUGCCUCUUUCCGAUCCUCGUUUCUUUCAUUGUGUCUUCAUAUUAAACGCUUGCUGGUCCAUGGCCAUUUCAAGCAACCUUUUUCUCCUUCAGUGUGUAUUUUUUAUGGCCUCCCUCUCAGUUAGCUUCAACCCUUAUUCUUCCCUAUCCCAUCUCCUUUGCCAAAUGGUUACUAUCCAGAGGGUCUUGAAUGGGGAAUUUCUUGUACCAUGUCAUGAUUCGCAAUUGAAAGCAAAAAAAAAAAAACCUCCCCUCAGUCUUUCAUUCAGUCAGGUUAUUUCAUUGCAGAAGAGGAAGGAGGAUAGGAGACUUGAUACCGGAUGGGAUGUAUUUAAUUGAUUGGUCACUUCUUCCGUGAAGAAGCAAGUUGCCUAAUUUGAUUAUGGUAUGUUCAUGAAUAGUCA